Messenger RNA from Meloidogyne enterolobii, 234 nucleotides. Lineage: Eukaryota; Metazoa; Nematoda; Chromadorea; Rhabditida; Meloidogynidae. The record is from the annotation of a GenBank genome assembly.
AUGUCAGACAAUUCUAACCAAAAAGAACAAACAAUUUUGGAUCAAGACUUACUUGUCGAUCGAAAUGAAUUUAGAAAAACACAGUUAGAUUUAUUUAAACACAAUUUUUUGGCUUCUUUUGACGAGGCUGGUUAUGCAAAAUUGGAACAUUUAAUUUUGGACCCAAAAAUUAAAAAAGAGGUUGUUAAUACAGCUAGAAGACUUCAAAAAGCUAAAAUUUCUUUGAAAAUGUGA